AUGUUAGCGUUAUAUGAAGAAGAAAUCAAUGAAACGAAAAAAUUUUCCCUUCGGUAUGAUAAUCCAACGCAAACGUAUUAUGUUUUUUAUUAUGGAACAGAUGCAUCACUAUCGGAUUUAAUAUUAUCGUAUGAUCUUCAUAGCAAACAAUGGAAUGUCGAUACUAGUGAACAUAAAACGUUAUUUGGAAAAAGUCUAAAUGAUUUCUUUUAUGAUACAAAUUUGUCAUUCGAAGAACAAGUGCGAUAUAUUAUUAAUUAUCUUGAUAAUUAUUUUAUUUAUCAAUCGAAGCUACGCAAUACGGCGAAAGAUACAGAUCAUCAUAAUACGUAUACUUCAUCUUGGUUACAACAUUUACGUGGUAUGCGCCGUUGGGCUAGUCAAGAUACGGUUAAAGAACCAGCAGCAGUAUUACAACGAUAUUCAGCACCUGAACAAUCUACGUCUAUCAACAAUAAUGUAGAAAUUAUAUCAGUAAAAGCAUUAGCUGAAUCGUAUUAUACAAAUGAUUUUAAUCGAAAUCGUACAAAAACAAUUACUACUCCAUUACAACAUUCAAGUGAACUUAAUCAAAAGCAAAAAACGAAUAAACCGUCACCGAUAACAGAACUUUGGCUAAAUGCGACGACAAAACAAACAAGUGAUUUUCAAAAGAAAAUUGGCAAUCAUAUUGAAGAAGAAAAGCUAAAAAGUUUAACAGAAAAAUUCAUUACAUAUUUUGGUGGUACAUUUCAAUGUAAUGUUGGGCAGCAGUAUCAACUUGCGUUUGACAAUCAAACAUGGUAUUUCACGGUAAUUAAAGUUGAAUUUUUGAAAAUGAAAAAUUUCGAGAAUAGGCAACUUCCAAAAACAAAAAUCGUUCUUGUUGUUGAUGGCAUACCACAUUAUGUUCGAGGUUAA
Messenger RNA from Rotaria socialis, 900 nucleotides. NCBI's taxonomy places the organism in Eukaryota, Metazoa, Rotifera, Eurotatoria, Philodinida, Philodinidae. The record is from the annotation of a GenBank genome assembly.